AUGCAAAAUGGUGGAAAUGUUGGUCAGGUGCUUGAGAGAUUGAUUAAGGGAGUUAAGGCAAUCGAGGCCAAGGUGCCUUUUUCUCGUGAUGAUCGUCUGGGAUAUUUGACUUUCUGUCCUUCCAAUUUGGGAACAACUGUGCGUGCAUCUGUACACAUUAAAUUGCCAAAGAUCAGCUCAAAGCCUGAAUUCAAAAAAAUUUGCGAAGAUAUGAAACUGCAAAUUCGUGGAAUUCAUGGGGAGCAUUCUGAAACGGAGGGUGGUGUCUAUGAUGUUUCGAAUAAGGCACGUCUUGGACUUACAGAAUAUGAAGCUGUUAAGCAAAUGUAUGAUGGCGUUAAGAAAUUAAUUGAGCUUGAAAAGGCAGCUAGUUGA
This is a messenger RNA of Meloidogyne enterolobii, 375 nucleotides long. NCBI's taxonomy places the organism in Eukaryota, Metazoa, Nematoda, Chromadorea, Rhabditida, Meloidogynidae. The record is from the annotation of a GenBank genome assembly.